CCGCAUCCGCGCCGCGCGUCAGCCGUACGUGCGCGGUUGUCAAAUUUUCCCGCCAAACUAUAUAAACACACUGUGUGUAUUUAAUUUAAAAAAAAAGUUAAGUGUUGUGUUAUUUAUAUUAAUAUCCAACGAAAUAUCGAAGAAUAAAGGAUUUCAUCAAAUUCUGAUGCAACUGAGGAUGAUAUAGACAAGGAGGGAAACAUUUAAUUAAAUUGUGCAGAAAUUAAGUACUAAAUAUGUCCACUACCGCCGAAAAUGGUGUCGUCGAAGAUGCACAAGGCACCACAUAUUAUUUUUCAAAAGAACGUACAAGCGCAACGCCAUGGCAAAGGAUCAGCUUAUUCUUCUCCAUUUACUGGAAAGCUAUUAUAGUGGUUCUUACUCCGCUGCUUUUAUUGCCUAUACCAAUCACGAAUUCGGGUUCAGAGUCAGCUAAAGCCUUCAAAUGUAUGUAUGUAGUUCUGAUCAUGGCUAUAUAUUGGGUGCUCGAGCUAUUACCCCUACCUGUAACAUCAAUGUUGCCCAUCGUGCUCUUCCCAACUAUGGGUAUCCUGGAUUCUGACAAAACCUGUGCAGCGUAUAUGAAGGAGACUAACAUGAUGUUUAUGGGCGGUCUUAUGAUAGCGGCUGGGGUUCAACAUUCGAAACUACCGAAAAGGGUCGCUUUGUGGACUGUACAAGUCGUUGGAUGCUCGCAUAGACGCCUCAACUUGGGUCUUACAUUCGUAACGAUGUUCAUCUCUAUGUGGGUGUCGAACGCUGCCGCUACUACCAUGAUGGUACCCAUCGUCGAAGCUAUUCUUGAAGUAUUCGAACAGCAAGGACUUGGCGAUGUGUAUGUAAACAAAAAGAAGACGCUUCCAGAAAACGGAAAGGAAACGAAACAAGUUCAAGACAAAAGUACUGAGGAAGAAGCUCCGAUGCCCAGCGACAUUACCAUUUGCUACUACCUGAGUAUAGCGUACGCUUCAACCUUGGGAGGUUGCGGAACCCUCGUCGGAACAGCUACCAACUCCGCCUUCAAAGGAAUCUUUGAUUCAGAGUUCCCGGAAGUGUCCGGUUCUGUGGACUUCUUCUGGUUCAUGGCAUACAGCACUCCACCUAUGCUGCUUAUGCAGGCUCUGGUGUGGGUGUCCUUGCAGGUGACCUACAUGGGACUGUUCCGACCGAACAGUGAAGCUGCGAAGAGAGUCAACAGGGCGUCUUCUGGAUCUUUUAACACCAUGAAAAUCAUUAAAGAACAGUACAAGGGCUUGGGUCCUGUUACUUUCCAUGAAAAGGCUUCAGGUUCACUGUUCCUGUUUGCAGUGUUCUUGUACAUCUUCAGAAAGCCAGGAUUCAUGCCUGGUUGGGCAGAUGUUAUCACAACCAUGAAAGUGAAGGAUGGUGUGGUGUCAAUGUUCAUCGUUGUGCUGAUGUUCAUCAUACCCAUGUCGGUGGACUUCUUGAAGUUCUUCUCAUCAACUGCGUCCUACGAAGAGCUAUCCAUGUCGAAGCCUUCCACCGGAAUUGUUACCUGGAACAUCUUAAAGGAGAAAAUACCAUGGGGUCUACUGUUCCUACUGGGUGGUGGAUUCGCUCUCGCAGAAGGCAGCAAGGCAACAGGCCUUUCGUCAAUGAUCGGAACGUCACUUAACGGUCUGCACGGUCUGCCGCCGUCGCUGGUGCUACUGGUGGUGGUGCUAGUUACGCAGUUCAUCACCGAGUUUACCUCCAACGUUGCCAUCGCUAAUCUUAUUCUACCGGUGCUAGCUAACAUGGCGCGCACGCUGGACAUGGACCCGCGCUACCUGAUGGUGCCGGCCACGCUGGCGUGCUCCAUGGCCUUCCACAUGCCGGUGGGCACGCCGCCCAACGCCAUCGUCGCCGGCGUCGCACACAUACCCACCUCCAAGAUGGCGAUUGGCGGAAUCGGUCCCAAGAUAAUUACAACACUGAUCGUAUGGGGCGCUUACCCCACCUGGGGUUCUCUGAUCUUCAAACCAGAGGACAUAGCGGCCUUAGAAAAUCCCAGCACAUCGCAGAAGGCCACUCAAAACAUCACUCUGAACUGCAAUGUCAUGGCGAGUACUCUGGACCCAGACAAUGCUUUCAAUUGUACGCUACCCGCUUCGAAUGUAGCGAAUAAAUCUUUAGCUUUGCAGGUGAGUAACAGUACAUUCACAUGUAAUUACUUCCCAUUCAAUAAGAGCUAAAUUUAUAUAAAAUUUGUGUAUGAUAUUAAGGUCAUAUGGAACAACGGUUGCAACCAAAUUUGGCGCUUAUGUCGUAUUAUAAAGUUUUGCCAAUCUGAUAGUAUUUUAUUGCCAUGUUUAUGGUAGUUUUGUAAAAAAUUUAAAAGAACAUUUUAUUUGUAUACAUCAAAAUACGUAAGCGCUGUCUUAGCAUUUGUUGUGUUCAAUACAAACAAAGCAUUUAUACAUUUUCAUAUUAUGGGUAGAAGUACAUUACCAAAAUGUAUAUUUAUAUAUAAAUAUAUAUUUCAUUUCGAUAAAGUUAUUUUGUAAACGAACUUCUUUAAAACUAUUCACGGUUACAAGAAUUUAUGAAUAAUUGCAGUUUUUUUUUACUGUAGUUACAAUUAAACGCGAAACAAAGAUUGUUUACAAUAAAAUACUUUCGAAAUGAAAUGGAAAUAUUGUUCAUAUAUAAUCUUGAGUGAGAAAUAUUUUGAACGGUGAUGCGGGUGUGGAUUUAUUGUUAGUAAAUAUAAAAUAUAGCAGCGACAUUUAUUUGUUUGCGUGACACGUUAAAUUGUUUUAUAUAUUUUAUAUGUAGAGUCAAAACGAACAUUAUCACCUAAAGUCCCGCCGCUAAGGUAAUGCGUUUCUGACGUCUGUCAGUUGGUCAUAACAAGUGACCUUGUUGAGGGUUUAAUAAGAAUCUGCCACUAUGCCCUUAAAAUUGAAUUAAAUCUGUAACUUCAACCGUACCGAUGGAUUUCCUUCGUGUCUUCUCCAUCGCAAUUGACAUUGACGAAACUUUCUGCCCUAGUGGCACAACAAAAGACAACAUUGAAUUAGCUCAGUAUGAAAUUAAAAAAAGUUUCGUUUCCUUAUUUAUGUUAAAUUAAACUUAGCUCAUAAUUAUAAAAUUUAUUGUAAUUCACUUUGACAAGCUUAUCAAAUUAUUCUCUUAUUAGUAAAGCGAAUAAACUAUAAUAAUAUUUUUUAUCGUAAAUUGUUCACCGCUUCAAAAUUAUAGUAUCCAUUCGGUAGUGGACAUUUCAGGAAUGCAUUUUCUUACUGGAUAUUGUCAUCCAAUAGUCCGACGCGAUACGAAUUCAUAAGUAUCUGGUAAUUCGUGAAACGAUAUUGAGACUAACUUGUUCUUAAAAAUAACGCUAUUACUAAAGCAAGGGAGAUUGGUGACGAAACCCCCUAAUUCUGUGGAACCGCAAUUUCCCAAAACGCACUCAAAUAAAUGUCGUUGUAAAAUAUUAUGAUAAAAUAUUUUACAUCCAAACGGAUGUUCCUAGCUGUAUUUAGAUUAAUAAUAUUUUUAAAUAGAUCUGAUAUUUUUUCACGGGAUAGUUAUGAUAAAAUUAUAAUGUAUGGUACAUUUAUAAUUGAAUAUACCAGGGUGUGUGAUAACAUUUACACGUCAACUGCCAGCUGCCUUACCACUGGCAUGCCAGUAUAGUUAUGGUGAUCGUGUGUGAUAUUCCGUGACAUUUCCUAUAAACUUGUUUAACGAUCAUAAGUUUCGUAUUUUAUUUAUUAUAGGGACAAUUUAUUAUAAUUUUAUAAAAGUUGAUAUGUUUUUAGACUGAUAUUUCACUGUAAAUUAAGUGUCUACACUUAAUUUUGUCGGUGGCACAGAUAAAGGAAGUUUAUUGUAUUAUUUUAUCAAAUAAAUUCUGGCAUGCCAGUGACAGUUGGCAUUAUAUAUAUACGUGUAACGACCACUUUUGUAUAAAUGUCUUAUUUCAAAUCCGCGAAUAAUGUACUUUAUAUAUUAUAAACAUAAAUUUGAUUUAUUUAACUAACGAGAAUGCUCAUGUAUUUUGGUAUUGAUAUUUUCAUACAAAAUUAUAUUUAAAUUCAAGAUUAUUGUAACAUACAAAAGACGUACAGUUAUCCACAAUAAUAUGUAUAUAUAACAAAAAAAAGAAAAAAAAACUAUUUUUAAACAGUUUCUAUCAAACAAAACAGUUUAAAUUCAAGUAUUGAGAACAAUAAACCGUACCACAGUUGUUUAAGGUACCUUGCUAUACCUUGAUGUGAGGCUGACUGUACUUAGUAUGUAUUUAUUUUUAAAUAUUUUUAGAGUACAAUAGAUAAUAUGUUAAAGAAAAAUAUUUACUUUGUUUUUGUCACUGAAUUUAUAAUUUUAAAAUAUUAUUUUCUAGGCUACCAUUAGAAGUACUGAUGUAAUGCACAAGUAUAUAGAUUAAUAUAUAUAUUAAUAAUAAGUUUGGUAUACACUGUUAACAAUAAUUCCAAAAAAAAAAACCAAUGGAACCAAAAAGAA
Molecule: messenger RNA, 4473 nt
Organism: Nymphalis io (European peacock)
Lineage: Eukaryota; Metazoa; Arthropoda; Insecta; Lepidoptera; Nymphalidae
Gene: Indy
Product: protein I'm not dead yet
Exons: 15
Coding region: 237-2195 (652 amino acids)
Biological process (GO): monoatomic anion transmembrane transport; citrate transport
Cellular component (GO): membrane
Molecular function (GO): citrate transmembrane transporter activity; succinate transmembrane transporter activity
Source: RefSeq, a predicted model, not a curated record